Messenger RNA from Megalops cyprinoides (Indo-Pacific tarpon), 1848 nucleotides. It is a transcript of the gene syngr2a, whose product is annotated as synaptogyrin 2a. The transcript is spliced from 4 exons. Gene Ontology annotation, cellular component: synaptic vesicle membrane; neuromuscular junction. Bases 116 to 793 code for a protein of 225 amino acids. The record is from RefSeq and is a predicted model, not a curated record. Lineage: Eukaryota; Metazoa; Chordata; Actinopteri; Elopiformes; Megalopidae.
CGGUACUUUCACAUUCGGAAAACGGUCAGCAGUGAAAACAAGCUGUCAAGAAAGGGACGUCGGGUGCCUCUGUUCAGGCCUGUGACUUUUGUACAGUUUAGUUAACAGGAAAAAAAUGGAGACUGGUGCGUACGGGGCCUCGCUGGCCGGAGGCGCCUUCGACUUCGUGAGCUUUUUAAGACAGCCGCAAACCAUAGUGCGAAUCUUGAGCUGGGUUUUUGCCAUCGUAGUGUUCGCCACCAUCACGGGAGAGGGCUAUUACAAUGUCGACCCGAAGCAGUCGACGCCCACGUGCAUGUUCAACCAGAACGACAGCGCUUGCCACUACGGGGUGGGCAUCGGCAUACUGGCCUUCCUGGCCUGUGUGGCCUUCCUGGUGCUGGAUGCCUACUUCCCUCAGAUCAGUAACGCCAACGACAGGAGGCGCAUCGUCAUGGCCGACCUCAUCUUCUCAGGUGCGUGGACGUUCCUGUGGUUUGUGUGCUUCUGCUACCUGGCCAAUCAGUGGUCUCAUACGAAAGAUGAAAAGAACAUCAUCCCGGGCGAUGCCGCCCGAGCCGUCGUGGCCUUCUCCUUCUUCUCUACUGUCAGCUGGGGAAUCCUGACCUUCUUCGCCUUAAAGAGGUACCGUCAGGGGGUGCCUGAAUUUGGCCAGAACUACACUGACCCUGCUAAUGAUCACACCACCCCUUACCCCUACCCGAGCAGUGGCCCAGAGAGCUACCAGCAGUCACCCUUCACCCCCAGCUCAGAGCCAAUGGGAGAGGGAGGCUAUCAGCCUCCCGUCUACUGAGGCGGCCUGAUGUUUUGAUCACAUGACUUGCAGUAGGGAGGUUUUGUUUGGUUUCGUUUCUUUGGUGUUUUUUUUUUUUUUUUUUUUUAAACGGCCAAUGAGAGCUCAACUGUGAGGACCGGUCCUUGCACUCCACUGUUUUGUCUUUCAUUCUGAGUACAAUUUAUAACCUCUUGCGUGCACUUGCGUGUGGAAGGACAUGCACGCACGGCACAUGCAUGUUAGCUUUGUAUUCACAGCCAAGUGAGGUUCUGAAUGGGUGUUAACGUCUUUUUCUCAUACAUACUGUAGGACGCGUAUCCUGAAAAGGCAUUGUAAUCCUGGUUUGAUCCGAAAAAAGAUUCAGUGAUUACAAAACGACGGGCUAUUGUGGGACCGCUGAAUCUGAAUUACUGUUGAACUUAUUGUUCUGUUUAUGCUGCAGAAUGAGGGAGGUGACCCUGAAAAGACCCAAAGUGCUUAUUAGGUUUUCCAGUAAACGACAGCAGAAAGUGUUUCUGCUAACAGAGAGCAAAUUGUUAAGGUGGCCGAUGACAUGAAAGUGAGAUGAAUGGAUUUUAUUAAACCACUGAAUAAGACCUGCUAGGAGAUUAGCUUUGAUUUGAACAUAAAUCUGGGGUGUCCUAUGAAUGCAUAGUAUUAUUAUUAUUAUUAUAUUAAUUGGCUAUGACACGCUGUGUAUUGGUCAGUCUUCCUGGAAAUGCAGAAUUGUACAUUUCCUUAUCUAGCUACAUACACAGCAGCUUGUUAAUCGCUGCCAAUGAUCGAACCCAUUGAUAGUGCCAAAUAAGUGACCAUUAGUUACUUAGUGUACGCUAGGCUCUGUGCUGUCAGUGCAACUCGCUGAUGCUUCGUUGUAGAGCUCUUUGGAAAACCGGAAUGAAGCACAUGUCCUGCUCAGUGAACGUGGGACUGAGACAUCCUCGCAGUGGGUAGCACAUGCGGAGACGUGGGGAGUGACGUUAUGAGAAUGUUUUGUGUCGGCUGCAUCAGUAUUUAAAAUGUAUUCAGCGGUCCCACAAUCAGCAGUCAUUCUGACAGCCUAUGUAAAGGAA